Molecule: messenger RNA, 3298 nt
Organism: Priapulus caudatus
Lineage: Eukaryota; Metazoa; Priapulida; Priapulimorpha; Priapulimorphida; Priapulidae
Exons: 2
Coding region: 325-2034 (569 amino acids)
Biological process (GO): regulation of transcription by RNA polymerase II
Molecular function (GO): RNA polymerase II cis-regulatory region sequence-specific DNA binding; DNA-binding transcription factor activity
Source: RefSeq, a predicted model, not a curated record
UGGCGCCGUGUUACGAAUUGCUCAGACAACAAUACAAAACAUUUCGUUAUUUUCAACGUCAUGUGGCAUUAUAUUACACCACGGUCGUUAGGAGACAAUUAUUGUAGUACAUAAGCUCGAACGUUUCUGAAAGAUAAGGUGGAUGAUACCUGUAGUUGGCGUGGGUCAUAAUAAAAACACCGUGUAACAGUGCAACUGGCAUUGCGUUACUUCAAUACUUGCCCAUCGAAGGCCUGUACUGUAGGCUGUAGUACGGUACCGUACAGCACGCUAGAUACUGUUACAGCGGAUUUAUUACGCUUUGUUGAGGCGUGUCCCCGUAACAUGCUGACGUCCUCUUGCUACAUGAUGAACGAAAAUAAUGGCACCACUGUCGCACGUACCGAAACUCUGAUGGCCGAAAACACGGGGGAACAGCAGACGGUGACUUUUGUCGACCCCGACACCGGCAGACUGCGGCACGCGAUCGUCCUUGGAAGCGACGAGAAUCGCGAGCAAUACAUCGUAGAAGGCGAACGCGACGAUGCGGCCGACGGUGCCGGUGAACAUUUACUUGUGUGCGAGGGCGGCGUGCAGUGUGCACCGAGCGAGAGGCGAGUAGGUGUCAGGGAGAUGCGCACAGAGGUUGAGUCGCCUACUGACGAUGAUCAAGGACACAUGGUGAUCGUUCAGGACAGCGACGGGCAGCAGUACCAAUUGAGUGGUACUGGUAACAAUAAGGAGAUGUUCGUUGUCGGAGAAGAUGGGGAUCACCAAAUGUUCGUCGUCGGCGAUGAUAACAAACAUGUGGUUUUUAACGGUGACGAUGGCGAGCAGUUCGUCACUGAGCGAGUCAUCGAAAAGACAAACUCCUCUGAUGGGACCAGCAACGGCCAGCGCUAUCUCGUCGGUACGAACAACGAAAAAAUCACUCUCGAGAGCAGUGAAGAUCCGCGUGUUCUUGUGAACAGCAGUAAUGGUCAACGCGUUCUUCUGAACAGCACCGAUGGACAGCAUGUUAUUUUUAACGGCGUGGAAGGUCAGCGGUUCCUUGUCAGGGAUCGAAACGGGCAGCGGGUGUUCGUGAGCGAGAGCAGCGAUAACGACACCGACGGUGAACAACACCAGGUGGUUCUCAGCGAAGGUGAACAACACCAGGUGGUUCUCAGCAAAGGUGAACAACACCAGGUGGUUCUCAGCGAAGGUGAACAACACCAGGUGGUUCUUGACGACAGUGAACAGCAGCAGUCAUUCGUGGACGAGGAAAGCGGCAAACGAGUGGUUCUGAAUGGCAAUGGUGGAGCGGCCGUGAUCAUCGAGGAUGAGGACGGCAAGCAGUACGCAACUCAGGUGAUGGUAAACGAAUCGGGCGAACAAUACAUCCUCCUCGGUCAAUCAGAGGGCGCCAGCGAUGCUGACGAAACAAACAGAGUAGCGCGAGAGCAAACCGACGCCGCCGUGCCGAGAGGAGCGGAGGCGGUCGGCUUUGACGUCGCCAUGGCAACGACGACUCAGACUGCUCCUGGCGGCGGCGGGCGGUUUGUGCUCGACCCGGCGAUAAGAGAUGAGAUCAGGGAUCACGUUGGGAGGGACCUGGUCGUCGUUGAGGAGGAGGGGGAGGACCGCGACGGAAUGACGUACGUGAUCGUCGAGGAGACGCACGAGACGAAACAGCGGACGAUGCGCGACAGCGCAAAGUUCAAAGUGAAGCCCUACCGGUGCGGACUCUGCCAGAAGGAGUUUGCGUGCAAGACGAACUGCCUCAAUCACCUGCAGACGCACGUCGUGCCCGGCGGCCGGCCGUACAAGUGCGAGCGGUGCGGGCAGGCGUUCGGAGACCUCCCCGCGCUGACCCGCCACCUGUCGUCGCACGACGGCACCUCGCUCGAGAACAACAAGGAGCGCCCAUACAAGUGCGGCCUGUGCGGCCGCGUGUUCUCCUUUGCGGGCAGUUUCACAUCGCACAUGCGCGUGCACUCGCUGCAGGACACGUCGGCGGCGGCGCGCAAUGCGGCAGCUGUCGCCGCUGAUGUCGUCGUGGCGACCGCGCUCUGAUGUGUCCCCCGAGUCGAUCCUGCCGUGUCUUCACAUCGGUGUGCUAAAGUUCAGCGGAAUGCUUCCAAUAUACAAUCACUGGAUCAACAAAUCAGUUCGCAACAAUUCACAUGGGCCAAGGUGAAGGUGUGAGCAUUUUCUAAAUGUUUGUUAGCAAAUAUUGGAAAAGUCCCUACUGUGCCUUCAAAGAUGCUACCAUCUUAACUGUGGGACAAUAUACAAGAAGGACUCUUGUAUAGACUCGAUUCGGUAAUUGCAGUUGGCAUGCUCAUGUAAGUUGUAUGCUAUGUAAAGCACACCAAUUUAGUGAUAGUGUUUUAUAAACAUUGGAUGAACUAUACAAACCAGUCUGUUUAAUGAUAGUACUUGGAAAUAUUUCUGCUUGUUGUUACUGACUAGGUAGCCUAUGAAUUGUAAUAUAUUGUAUAUACAUGUAAAUGUCUAAACUCAUCUCAUAUUCAAGUUUUAGAUAAACACCAUUGGACAUUAUUAUUGUCAGUUACAAGUUCCACCUAAUACACCAAAGUCUGUAUGUUCUCAUCUUGUCAUUUAAGUUUACAUGUGUCAACAUUUCUGUAAAGCCACACAUGCAAUUGUGGGAGCACGCAAGUGUCCGAUUGUAUAAUUUUCAGUAUUUCUCUGUCGUUAACAUUGCCUGCAAUGUAGAACUCACUCACAACGAAACCGCUGCUGUCUGCAAGAAACUAGGAUACGAUGGCUUACGUAAAUUGGAGUUCGGUAUUUUCAUUUAUGACAAGUGUUUAUUCUGAGUCUCUCUGGUAAGAUUAUAUAUACUGUAACGUUUUACUGCAGGUCAUCAAACAUUGUAAGAAUUAGCAAUGUUUAGGUCCCUUGCCAUGACUUGGAAUAAAAGUGGAAGUCUCUAGACCAGAAAACAACCAAGCAAUUCAAAAGUUUGAAGAAUAAGAAUAUAAAAACAUUGAUAUUGGACUCUUUAAAGUAUUUGUUUUUUUCAUGCAGGAUCAUCUUCUGGUACUAUCUAAGUAUUGGAGUAAUCGUAAGCAUAAUAUGGUUAGCUGUAAAUGGUUUUGAUUGCAGUUUGCUAUCAGAAUUCUCUCAGGUGGAGAUUUUCAUACAUUGUAGAUAUUUUGAUAUUAUGUACGUGCAGUACAUAAAGAAAUUAUCGGGAAUACCUUCACGUACCUGAUGUUGUCGAAUAUAGUAUGGCUUUGUAUUUAAAUAACAUUGGUCGAAUCUUUGCAAUUAAUUUGAGAAUAAAAUUGUAAAAAAACAGUUAUUAUUU